Molecule: messenger RNA, 1121 nt
Organism: Punica granatum (pomegranate)
Lineage: Eukaryota; Viridiplantae; Streptophyta; Magnoliopsida; Myrtales; Lythraceae
Source: RefSeq, a predicted model, not a curated record
CAGCAUGCCAAAGCAUAGGAAGGGAGAGUGAGAGCCGAAAACAGAACAAGAAAACGAGAGAAUUAAGGAAAAAGAAGAAGUAGAAGUUUGUUUUGGAAGAGUUUGGUCAUUCUGAACGAAAAUGGCAUCACUUUCAAUAGCCAAGAACGCCAUCUUCAACCUCCGGAAGGCCUUCCCGAGGACACCGUCUUCGAUUACGCUUGCGUCUUCGCGCAAGGUCUCGAGGGUGUGUUUGUCUACCUCAGCCUCCAGAUACUCUGAUGAGCCUCAGGGCAGAGGUUCGGUCGAUCCACCAAGAGACUCGCGGGCUGACAUGGCCCAUCGGUCGAAGGAGACUAUGAACGAGACAGACAAGUGGCCCGACGUGAAGGAUGAGGCGAAACAAGCGACUCGAGAAGCCACUGAAACGGCCAAAGCGAGAGCAGAGGAGAUGAAGGAGAACGCUAAGGGGGGCGCCCACGAUAUGAAGGAGAAGACCAAGGGGACGGCCCAUAAUAUGAAGGAGAAAACGGAGGAGACUGCCUCUUCAAUGGCAGACCGGGCCAAGGAUGCAAAGGAGAAAGCGAAGGAGUAUGCCCAUGAUACAAAGGAGAAGACCAAGGAAUAUGCCCGCAAUACGAAGGAGAAGACCAAGGAUAUGGCCGGCUCGGCUGCAGAGAAGGCCAAGGAGGGGAAGGACAAGGCCAAGGAAACUGCGCAUGACAUGAAGGAGCAGGCGGAGGACAUGACGGAGGCAGCAGCUGAGAAGACCAAGGAGGGGACACGUACAGCGGCGGAGGCUGCCGAGAGCAUAGGGGACAAGGCCAAGCAGAAGGUGGCAGGGGCCUGGGAGGCAGCCAAAGAGACGACCCAGAAGAUCAAGGAGACGGUGGUCGGGAAAUCGGACGAUGAUGAUGAUCGUGACAAGGAGGUGGUGAUGGACGAGGAUGUCGUGGAGAUUAGGAGGCGAGCGGGUAACAAGGACAGCAAGAAGUAUUAAAAAGCCGUCUCUAAUUGGCAAGAGAAUUUCCCUUUUGUUCUUAUAUAUGCAUCUGUGAAUCAAUAAGGCGAGCAGGGAACAAGGACUGAGGAACUGUUUGACGCUUAAUCAAUUAAAACAAUACAAAUGGUUUUCUUUCUUA